Molecule: messenger RNA, 764 nt
Organism: Cyphomyrmex costatus
Lineage: Eukaryota; Metazoa; Arthropoda; Insecta; Hymenoptera; Formicidae
Product: uridine diphosphate glucose pyrophosphatase
Exons: 5
Coding region: 62-748 (228 amino acids)
Biological process (GO): ribose phosphate metabolic process; nucleoside phosphate metabolic process
Molecular function (GO): UDP-sugar diphosphatase activity; metal ion binding
Source: RefSeq, a predicted model, not a curated record
CUUCGCGCGCUCAUUAUCCCCCCAACACGAUCAUGAAAGAGAAGCAGCUUUAUCGAAGGAGAUGAAUGUCACGUCACAGGAUGAGAGGAAUCAGGUUGCGCGUAAAAAGAUGCUUGAUCUGCACGAUGUACGUGUAGGAAAAGUCCCGCAGGACUCGCCGUGGUUGAGAAGCGUCCGCUUGCAAUACAUGCACGAUGGUCAGUCCAAGAAUUGGGACGUGAUAAGGAUUCACGACAGCGUGUGUAUAAUCGUCUUCAAUACAAGUCGAAGGAAGCUCGUAUUUGUUAGACAAUUUCGGCCAGCAGUGUAUUACGCGUCCCUACCGGAGAAUCAGGAGGUGAUCGACGUCGAGCGUUAUCCCGCGACACUAGGGAUAGCUUUGGAACUUUGUGCUGGUAUCGUGGAUAAGGAUAAACCUCUCGUCGAAAUUGCAAAGGAAGAGUUGAAGGAAGAAUGUGGUUACGAAGCACCCACUUCAUCGUUUAAACAAAUUAUUACCUACCUAUCUAGUGCGUCUGCUAGUGCAAAGCAAACUCUUUUCUACGUGGAAGUUACCGAUGACAUGAAGAUACACCCUGGUGGUGGUGAUGAGUCCGAAGGUGAAGUCAUAGAAGUGGUUGAAUUAAGCGUACCUGAGCUGAAGGAUUACAUAAGAACCAAAGAAGUACAGAGUCCCUCCAGCUUCCUUCAUGGUGUAUCUUGGUUCCUGCUUAAUAAAUCCGAUUGCAAAGCUGCAUACGACAGUUGAUUGUCCAGACUACGAA